AUGUCAACCAACCCCUCCCGCGAUCCCUCCCCCGCCCCCCAAAUACCGCCCGAAGCGUCCCCCACAGCAGCAGCCACCGCACACCCAAAGCGCCCCGCCUCCCCAGCACACCAGGACCAGCACACAGACUCGAAGAGAGUCAAGACGGACCAAGGCACAGAACGAUUACGAGAGACUAGAGAGAACGGCAAGAUGUCUGACGUCGAUAUGGAAUCCACCCAACCCGCUUCCGAAUCCUCCCUCCCCGCCCCUUCCUCCUCCAAGGCCGACCCCGGCCCUCAACAAAUCUCCAUGCGUUCCCUCAUCGUGACGCAGGAUGCUAGUAUCAUCAUCGGCCGCGGAGGUGCUCACGUCAACGAAAUCCGAGACAAAUCCUCUGCCCGAGUGACCGUCUCCGAAUCCAUCCCCGGCAAUCCGGAACGCAUCCUGAACGUGUCUGGCCCCCUCGACGCCGUCGCCAAAGCCUUCGGCCUCAUCGUCCGCCGCAUCAACGACGAACCCUUUGACGUCCCCUCCGUCCCCGGCUCCCGCGCCGUCACCAUCAAAUUCAUCAUCCCCAACUCGCGCAUGGGCUCCGUCAUCGGCAAAGGCGGGUCUAAAAUCAAGGAAAUCCAAGAAGCCUCUGGCGCGCGUUUGAACGCUUCUGAAGCGAUGUUGCCGGGGAGCACGGAGCGGGUCUUGUCGGUGAGCGGGGUGGCGGAUGCGGUGCAUAUCGCGGUGUACUAUAUCGGCACGAUCUUGUUGGAGUAUCAGGAAAAGUUCCCGGCGCAGGGUGGGGGGUCGUAUCGACAGUCGAGUGGGGGUGAGCGGGAACGGGGUGGGGAGAGGAGGGGACCGCCUCCGGCGUUUAGCCCGAGUGCGCCGCCUCCUCCGGGGAUGCAGCAACAGCAAAUCUUUAUUCCCAACGCCUUUGUCGGUGCCAUCAUCGGCCGGGCGGGAGCCAAAAUCAACGAAAUCCGAACCCAAUCCGCCUGCCAAAUCCGCGUCACCGACCCAGGAUCCACCCUGCCAGACGGUCCUCCUGCAAACCCCGAAGAAAGGCUGGUGGUGAUUACGGGGUAUCCUGACAAUAUCCAGAGCGCCAUUACGCUUUUGUACAGUGUGAGUCUUUCUUGUUUCGAUUGA
Cryptococcus wingfieldii CBS 7118 is the source of this 1125-nucleotide messenger RNA. Its product is annotated as poly(rC)-binding protein 2/3/4. NCBI's taxonomy places the organism in Eukaryota, Fungi, Basidiomycota, Tremellomycetes, Tremellales, Cryptococcaceae. Gene Ontology annotation, cellular component: nucleus; cytoplasm. Gene Ontology annotation, biological process: regulation of gene expression; regulation of RNA metabolic process. Gene Ontology annotation, molecular function: mRNA binding. The transcript is spliced from 4 exons. The record is from RefSeq and is a predicted model, not a curated record. The coding region runs from base 1 to 1125 and encodes 374 amino acids.